This is a messenger RNA of Aspergillus saccharolyticus JOP 1030-1, 930 nucleotides long. RefSeq names its product putative toxin biosynthesis protein. The transcript has a single exon. The coding region runs from base 39 to 836 and encodes 265 amino acids. NCBI's taxonomy places the organism in Eukaryota, Fungi, Ascomycota, Eurotiomycetes, Eurotiales, Aspergillaceae. The record is from RefSeq and is a predicted model, not a curated record.
UCAUCCAACGCGAAUCCACCCAGCUAGACCACCUCGAAAUGGCGCACCACCAGCGCGAACUCAUCGCCAAAACCACGCAGCUCUCCACCUACCGCCGCGAAGUGUGGCCCUCCCGCGAAGCCGCCGCGGAGGGAUUCAAGCGCAGCCCAUUCUACCAAGCAUGGGACCCGCGGGUGCUCUCGCGGUGGAUCGAGCACGGCCUCCGCGACCUCCCCACAGCAAUCCACCCGCUACCUGAUCAACCCCAUGCGCAGCGAGACAAAACCGAAGCCCCUCGCCCCGUGACCCUAAAAACUACCCUCCACCAGGAAGUCUUUACCUUCUCGCGGCCCAACUACGACGGACCGCCAGGGAAAGACGUGCCCGUGGACCGGACGACGCACCCGGACCUCAACCCGGCGCAUCGCGGAUCGUGGCCGUUCUACCGCCCGGAGCCAGCGCGGGUGUUUGCGAUGCUACCGCACCUCCGGCCGAGUGUGUGCUACAUUUUCGCGGGGAAGUCGGAUAUGUGUUUGCCUAGUAUGAUGGAGGAUAAGUUGCAGGCGACGGGGACGGGGCUGGGCGGGAGCGGAGGUAUGGCGGCGGGCCGUGUAAAGGAUGUAUAUCUCAAAGACUACGGGCAUCUCUUGGCCCAAGAGGCGCCGGUGCAGUGCGCGGAGGCGGCGAGUGAGUGGUUAGGUGCGGAGCUGCAGCGGUGGCGGGCCGAGGAGGCGGCCUUCCGCGAACAGUGGCACAAAAAAUCCAAGAUCGAGAAGGUCACGAUCGAUCCGAGGUGGAAGGAGCAUGUGCCGAGGGCGGAGCGGCCGAAGAAGGCUGCCAAGGAGUCGAAGCUGUGAGGGCUUGGGUUGUAUGCUUUGCGCUAGACGUGCCUACUGCGCUGCAACUCUUUGUAUUGAGCGAGGCUUGAGAGGAUAGGGAACAUAGACCGAU